AUGACCGUCGCACUACCCGCCAAUGUUGACCAACCGAAAAAUGACACUUUCACAUCCCUUCUCUCACAACUCAGGGAUCGAUCUCUCAAGCCCUCCAAAGUGCGCAGCCUAGUGCGCGACAUGACAGCAACUAUAACAAAGAGCCUCCACAUCGACGCACCCAAGGACGAAACGAUAGCUAUCAUCGUGGUGCUCCGCUCUGGUCUAGCCAUGUUCGAUGGCUUCGUGGACAAUGUUCCUGAAGAUGUAUCUACGACCGUCUAUCACAUGGGCAUAUUCAGAGAUCAAGCAUCAUUGCAGCCGGUUGAGUAUUACAAUAAGUUACCCGUGAAGCCGGCGCAUAUCAAGCAGGCCUAUAUUCUGGAUCCCUUGAUUGCCACGGGUGGUACGGCCGCGGCAGUCAUCAGCAUAUUGAAGGAUUGGGGAAUUGAGAAGGUUACAUUCCUUUCUGUGUUGUCUACUCCGGUUGGCUUGGAGCAUGCAGCUGCCGUGUGGCCCGAGGGUAGCCGGUUUGUGGUGGGUGCGGUUGAUCCUGAGGUAGAUGCGAAGGGGUAUGUUCAGCCUGGGGUUGGGGAUAUUGGGGAUAGGCUUUAUGGGACUGCAUUCGAUUAG
Messenger RNA from Aspergillus niger, 612 nucleotides. RefSeq lists its product as uncharacterized. The record is from RefSeq and is a predicted model, not a curated record. Lineage: Eukaryota; Fungi; Ascomycota; Eurotiomycetes; Eurotiales; Aspergillaceae. The transcript is spliced from 2 exons. Bases 1 to 612 code for a protein of 203 amino acids.